Messenger RNA from Fusarium verticillioides 7600, 980 nucleotides. RefSeq lists its product as hypothetical. Lineage: Eukaryota; Fungi; Ascomycota; Sordariomycetes; Hypocreales; Nectriaceae. The transcript has 2 exons. Bases 127 to 738 code for a protein of 203 amino acids. The record is from RefSeq and is a predicted model, not a curated record.
CGUCUCAGUUCCCGUAAAGAGGUUGAUCUAUCUCACCUCAUCCUCUAUUUACAUCCAUUGUAACAUUACUCUAAUUGUUUCGAUUCCCGUUUAUACACUCAAAAAUCUAUCCUUCUAAUAAUCGAAAUGGCCCACAAGCGCAAGCGAUCCGUCUCUGAGUUCUGUGCCUCUCCCUCAUCAGUCUCAUCCUUCGACUCUCCUCCUCGACUCGGCAACUCCAUUACCAAUCCUUUCGCGAUCAUGGCAUCGACGCCCAUUCACCUUCACAGUCGAACCAUGAAGCGAUUUCGCGAUAAUCGACCUUCAGAAGAGACAAUUCAUCAACGUACUCUCAACAUGCUGUACUCUGCGCAGAGCCAGCAUCAACACAUUGGACUUCCAUCUGAGAACAUACAAACACCACCUCAACCUACUCAACCUGAAUCAAACCAACAAUCUCUCCACCGGUUCUGGAACAUCUCUUCGGCGCCUUCAGCUCCGACAACCAACCUAAGCCAAACACAACUCACCCCCUCGAACUGCGACGAUUGCGGUGCUAGUCUCAACAGUGGUGAUGAUGGCAUGGAUAUCGAUGGUAUCGACAACGGGGAUCACUCGUGCGGUGCUUGUGGUAAGCAUGUUUGCUUCAGCUGCUCUGUGAGCAACCUUGGCGAACAGCGACGCUGUCUGCAGUGCGCUGGUCCAAACGAUCGACCUUCACGUGCAACAUGGAAUAAAGUCACUGCAUCAAUGUUUUGAUUGGAUAUUGUAUGGAUUUGGGUAAUGGAAGAAGGAUUAGCGAUACUUUGGGUUAUUUUAACGGCGUUCAGUUGGGACAGCAUAAAAGGGGGAAUACCAUUUGCACCAUUGCUUCGAAUAGCAUCAUCGGUAGGGUUUGUGCAACACGUUUUUAUGUAGGUAGUUAGCAUCACACGUUUUCGUGUAACAUUUGACGACAAAUACAUGUCAAAAUCACAUAAUGAAACAUCAUGAAGCCAAAG